Messenger RNA from Gadus chalcogrammus (walleye pollock), 1929 nucleotides. Its product is annotated as gap junction beta-3 protein-like. Gene Ontology annotation, biological process: cell communication. The record is from RefSeq and is a predicted model, not a curated record. NCBI's taxonomy places the organism in Eukaryota, Metazoa, Chordata, Actinopteri, Gadiformes, Gadidae. Gene Ontology annotation, cellular component: connexin complex. The transcript has 2 exons. The coding region runs from base 482 to 1198 and encodes 238 amino acids.
UAUAAGCAGAUCUUAACCAUGUUAUAUAUUCACAUAUCAGUCAAAGAUUAAUAGCAGAUUUUCUUCGUAUUCAUAUUUCAGUAUCAGUGAGUAAUAACUGUUUUUCAGUCGAGUGAUUGUUGUAGAAUCCUCAGACUGAGGGAGAGAAACAGAAAUAGAUUGAAACAAGUACCUAGAGAACAUUUAACAAGACCCAUUAGUAUAGCGAAGAAUUGGAAUUGAUCCAAGACACACUGGACACACCUUCCACAGACUGGGGCCAAGUGCUCCCUGCACUACUGGGACCAGUCCAAUUGGAGACGCGGAGUGAUUCAAAUUACCUUUCAGCUAACUGGAACUAAAGUGGACCCUCUUAGAUAGGAGUCAGAACACCAUGGGCCAAGCGUAGGUCCUGCAGUCUGAAGGUUUCCAAGACGAAAAAAUAAGUAGCCUACCCAUCCUGACUUACAACUAAAAGGGAACACUUCCAGGCUCAAGAAGCAUGGAUUGGAAGAGCCUUGAGGGUCUGCUCAGUGGGGCCAACAAGUACUCCACCAUCUUCGGGCGCAUCUGGCUGUCGAUCGUCUUCGUCUUCCGGGUGAUGGUGUUCGUGGUGGCGGCAGAGCGCGUGUGGAGCGACGACCAGGCCAACUUUGACUGCGACACCCGGCAGCCCGGCUGCAAAAAUGUCUGCUACAACCACUUCUUCCCGGUCUCCCACAUCCGCCUUUGGUCCCUUCAGCUCAUCUUCGUCACGUGCCCGUCCUUCUUGGUGGUUCUGCACGUGGCGUACCGCGAGGAGCGCGAGCGUAAGUACCGCAUCAAGCACGGCGAGCAGGCGCGUCUCUAUGACAACACGGGACAGAAGCACGGGGGGCUGUGGUGGACCUACCUGUUGAGCCUCUUCUUCAAGACGGCCAUCGAGCUGGGGUUCCUCUACCUCCUCCACCUCAUGUACGACAGCUUCAAGCUCCCCAGGCGCGUCAAGUGCGGCGUCAGCCCCUGUCCCAACGUGGUGGACUGCUACGUGGCCAGACCCACCGAGAAGACAGUGUUCACCUACUUCAUGGUGGCCGCGUCCAUGGUGUGCGUGGUCCUGAACCUGUGCGAGAUAUUCUAUUUGAUCACCGUGCGCCUGUUGACGAUGAAGCGCCAGGGUAGGCCUACAGUCCGCACGGCUUCGAAGAGGAUCAUCUCUGAAAAUAAGGAUUUGAUGUAAAAAAUUGGUUUUGAUCAUUUGUAUUGGUUUGGGGGAUAAAAAAAGAAAAGACUGCAUGACAUGCGAAGACCUAUAUGGUCUACACACGCCUACUGAUGAUUGUCUUUUACAGUGUCAAGAUUUCGAUAUUUCAAUUGUCAUAUCACAGAAUAUAGGCUACGUACAGUAUGCAUGUGGCAAGGUCUAUGAAUAACUGUAUUCCAUGUUCUGGUAUUCUAAUUUAAACUAAGGGCACUGUUUUAAUGGAAUAUAAUUAAAACAAGGUGCAUUGAUUUAAUGUGUGUUAUGUCAGCCCUUGCCACUUCAAUGCUCAAAAAUCCGAUUUCUAUUCGCUGUAAACUUCUAGCUGAAAAUAAAACCAAACAUAAAUUGUAAUGUUUUGAAUAUCAACACCUCAUUAGUGCCUUUCUUAGCGUCGGUGACCCGCCAGGGAUAUGGAUGCCUUUAUUUGUAGGAUAAUAACGUCCGCUAGGUGGCGACAUAGAAAAGCUAAAAGACAACAGGGUUACAUCAACGUCUUCUCUCACUGUUGGACUGUAUUCAGCAUCAAAGAAUCGCUCAAGAAAUUAUCCAGCCCUCUUCUUUUAUUGCCUCUUCCCAUAUUUCGUCAUACUAUAAUGUAUAUCAGGCCUAUGCAUUGGGUUGUCAUGAUACAUACACCUUUCCCCAUUUAUUCAGCUUAUCUCUUUAAGAUUAAUUAAAAAUACUUACGAACGAAUUAAAGCAGCUUG